This is a messenger RNA of Pseudophryne corroboree (corroboree frog), 968 nucleotides long. Its product is annotated as ankyrin repeat and BTB/POZ domain-containing protein 2-like. Gene Ontology annotation, molecular function: protein binding. Lineage: Eukaryota; Metazoa; Chordata; Amphibia; Anura; Myobatrachidae. The record is from RefSeq and is a predicted model, not a curated record. The annotation marks the transcript as partial. The transcript is spliced from 3 exons.
AGCUCCUCUCUCCUGCAGAUGCUGAUGCAGUACUUAUACUACGGGGGCACAGAGUCUAUACGAGUACCAACAGCUGCUAUUCUAGAGCUCCUGUCUGCGGCCAGCCACUUCCAGCUCAAUGCUCUGCAGCGACACUGUGAAACCAUCUGCUCGCAGAACAUCGACACAGACAACUGCGUCAGUAUCUACAAGUACGCCAAGAUACACAAUGCUCCGGAGCUGGCUCUAUUCUGCGAGGGGUUCUUUCUCCAAAACAUGAGGCCACUGCUGGAGCAGGAAUCCUUCAAACAACUGAUCCACGGGCGCAGCAGCAAAGUGCAGGGUCUGGACACCCUGACGGACUUAAAGACCACACUGACCAACCGCAUCAAAGACAUUUACAUCUCAUGCAGAGUGUGACUUGCAGGCCUGGCCUGCGGCUGGAGUACGUGAUGGCCAGGAGGUGGGAUGUGCGGGGCUCCUGGACACAAGAUGGUGUAGCUGGGGGAAGAUACUGGUCACAGCAGCGUUAGGAUGGGGCACGGGCCCUACAGGAUGAUGUAAAUGACAAGACAUAAAUAUUACACGGUUUGUAUGUAUAUGUAGAUAAAGCCAGUGCCUGAGAUAUUAUUUGUAUAUAUAACCCUAAUAAUAAUGCCACCCCAUAAUUAAUAAAACCUGGUCUCUGGCCAAGUGAUCGACAUGUGGGCGCAGAGAAGAGGUGGAAGGUCUGCUCUGUAUUACAGGAAUUUGCACCUUAUAGAUGAUCUGACUGGAACCUUCACAAUAAUUAUUACAUAUCAUCUAGAGAUCAUUGGCGGACAAAGAAAUACAGUUUAAUGUACGGUCUGCCAUGUUUAUACAGACCGCACGCACAGGCAAUAUUCUGUAGAGCGCAAAUUCAAGUGUUCCUGAUGGUUGAACUGGACAUUGUUGCACCAUGUUUUAUUAGUGUGUUUAUUUAGGAUAUAAAUACGUUCUUUGUUCCA